Molecule: messenger RNA, 1224 nt
Organism: Microsporum canis CBS 113480
Lineage: Eukaryota; Fungi; Ascomycota; Eurotiomycetes; Onygenales; Arthrodermataceae
Exons: 2
Coding region: 1-1224 (407 amino acids)
Source: RefSeq, a predicted model, not a curated record
AUGGCUCAGGCUACUCACAGUUUAUCAUUCUUGCUUCCUAUAUGCAUCAUUGUAGCCUAUGCUCUUGGUAUUAUAUCUUCGUUAUGGCUGUUUCCAUGGAUCAAGAGGACGGCGGUGUAUCUCAUUACACGGAACUCAAGCAGCAGCAACAACAUCAAGAGGCAAUAUAUAACACCAGAUGAAUCAUUAUAUGGACUAGACCAUGCAGGCUUGAAUAUGCAGCUUCCUCCAAGCACCAUGUGGAUGAAUAUGGGCUACUGGAAGGAUAUAACUAGUGCCCAGCUGCCAGAGGCAUGCGAGGCACUGCUGGACAGGAUCUUAGAAUCCGCUGGCCUUGAUAUAAGAAGCAAGGAUCGAGACAAUACCGUGCAAAGGUCCACAGGUGUCCAUCCUACCAGGAGACGAAGAGUCUUAUUAGAUCUCGGAUUCGGAUGUGGAGAGCAAACCAUGCAUCUGAUGAUGAAUCCUACAAGACCGUCACCUCUGUUUGACGAAUAUAUCGGCGUCACGCUCGAUAAAGUACAGUAUGAAUUCGCUCAGAGAAGACUACAGCAGAAUAUAAUCCAGCAGAAACAACAAGAGGCCAGUAACGGCGGGCUCUAUGAGGCAAAGGGAAACAUAGCACUCUUCUGUGCGGAUGCUGCCCGGCCAUCGACCUGGUCUGAGGAACUGAAACAAGAAGUGUACAAUGCAUUCAUAAGGGAAGAAGAUAAUGUAGAACGAUAUGUUCUUGGCCUUGACACAUUAUACCAUUUCCAUCCAUCGCGCCAGGAGAUAUUCAAAUACGCCCACUCAACUCUCCGCGCGAACAUGCUAGCAUUUGACCUGUUCCUUGCUCCACCAAAUCCUUCAGGCCUAAAACAGGCCUUGAACACGCUAUUCCUUCGUCUCUUGACACCCGCUCUCGGCGCCCCGUUCAACAACUUCGUCUCUCCAGCUGCAUAUAGAGCCCAACUGGAGGGAGCGGGAUACCUGGCUGAAAAUAUCAUGGUAGAUGAUAUUACCGAUGGCGUGUUUGCCGGACUAGCUGGAUUCUUGGAGAAAAGACAUCAAGAAAUGACCGGAAUGGGGCUAGGAGGUUAUACUAAGUGGCAGGUCGCUGGAUGGCUGUUCAGAUGGUUAAGUGGCGGAGGUAUUCUUAGAGCUGGUAUCAUCGUUGCACAGCGGACCCGAGAGAAUAAACUUGCUGUGGACGCUAAGUAUGAGAGAAAUAUGCGUGCCUAA